AUGGGCAUACAACAACUUUUCACACCUUUAUAUCACCCCGAAGCUAACCCUGUAGAACGCAAAAACCGAGACCUCAAGGCCCAGUUGGCCAUACUCGUUCAGAACCAACAUAACACUUGGAGCUCUGACUUAGCAUCCAUCCGUUUCGCAAUGAACACUACCAAAUGCCAAUCGACCGGUUACUCCGCUGCAUUCCUCACUUUUGGAAGAGAACUACGCACCUUCGACGAUAUAGAGCACGAUAUCAAAGCGAUAACAGAGAGCGAGAACUUUAUACCUCAGAUUACGCCUUAUCUAAGAAGUAUGGUGGACACUUUUAACAACGCUAAAGAGAUAGAACAAACAAUGCAAGACCGUAACAAAGAAUAUGUCGACAAACGCCGGAGAUCUCAAGAUGGCAUCGAAGUAGGAGCCGAAGUUUUAGUGACUACCCACGUCCUCAGCCAAGCAGCUAAAGGUAUCACCUCGAAAUUCGUGCCGAAGCGUGACGCACCGUAUGUGGUUGUCCGGAAAAUUGGGAUUGCCGCCAAAUCCGAUCCUGACGCUCCACUAGGAGCUUACCAUGCAUCCGCCUUGACUUUAUAG
This is a messenger RNA of Rhagoletis zephyria (snowberry fruit fly), 585 nucleotides long. RefSeq lists its product as uncharacterized. Lineage: Eukaryota; Metazoa; Arthropoda; Insecta; Diptera; Tephritidae. The record is from RefSeq and is a predicted model, not a curated record. Gene Ontology annotation, molecular function: nucleic acid binding.